Messenger RNA from Arvicanthis niloticus (Nile rat), 1173 nucleotides. NCBI's taxonomy places the organism in Eukaryota, Metazoa, Chordata, Mammalia, Rodentia, Muridae. The record is from RefSeq and is a predicted model, not a curated record.
AUGGUUAUGCAAUAUGUGGUCACAUCCAAAAAAGAGGAGGAAACAGAAGAGGUGUUUCUGUCAGCUGCCAUUGUGGGCCAUAAGGACCCAGUGGCUGUGGAGGCAGAUGUGCUAAGGCCACAGGCUGCAACCCUAGGGGAUGCCUUAUGUGUGGAUGGGAGUCAGGAAAGCCUGACUGCCUCUUUUCGAAAUGAAGGGGAUGGAGUUCUUCUUCAAGAUGGGAGAAAUGCUGAAAGACAGAAGACACCAGUGGUGGUGCCUGAUGAUUCUGGAACUUUCUAUCAUCAGACUGUCAGCAAUGACUUGGAGGAGCAUUUAGAGGAGCCUGUUUUGGAACCAGAGCCAGAGCUGGAGCCAGAGCCAGAGCCAGAGCUAGAGCCAGAGCUGGAACCUGUGCCCAACAUUCAAGAAGACAAGCCUGAGCCUACAUUGGAAGAAGCUGCUCCCAAGGAUGUGCAGAAGAGUGCUUACCCUGCCCCAGCAGACGUGGCCCUGGCACAGGAGGACUUAAGGACAUUUUCUUGGGCAUCUGUGACUAGUAAGAACCUUCCUCCCAAUGGGACUGUUCCAGUGCCAGAGACACCACCUAAUGUGGUCAAAGUACCAGCGUCACAGACCCUUCCAGAAUCGAAGCCUGACACUCAAAUUCCACCACAAAGGCCUCAGAGAGAUCAGAGAGUUCGAGAGCAACGGAUCAAUAUCCCUCCUCAGAGAGAACCCCGACCAAUCUGUGAGGCUGAUGUACCAGGAGACAUGGAACCUCGAAGGAUGAUGAGGCACCCUGACAGUCACCAGCUCUUCAUCAGGAACCUGCCACAUGAGGUUGAGAAGUCAGAACUGAAGGAUUUUUUCCAAAACUAUGGGAACUUUGUGGAGCUGCGCAUCAACAGUGUAGGGAAGUUACCCAACUUCGGGUUUGUUGUGUUUGAUGAUUCUGAACCUGUUCAGAAGGUCCUUAAUAAUAGGCCCAUCAUGUUCCGAGAUGCUGUACGCCUGAAUGUGGAAGAGAAGAAGACUCAAGCUGCCAGGGAAGGAGACCACAGGGAUAACCGCCUUUGGGGACGAGGCCCAUGCAUUGGGCUAAGUGGUGGAAUGAGAGGCCCUCCCCAAGGAGACAUGGUGCAGAAACCAGGCUUUGGCGUGGGCAGGGGGAUUACAACACCAAGGCAGUGA